Molecule: messenger RNA, 2224 nt
Organism: Seriola dumerili (greater amberjack)
Lineage: Eukaryota; Metazoa; Chordata; Actinopteri; Carangiformes; Carangidae
Gene: fam131ab
Product: protein FAM131A-like
Exons: 5
Coding region: 574-1641 (355 amino acids)
Source: RefSeq, a predicted model, not a curated record
CCCGUCUGGGCUGUAUAUAAGCGGUUAAGCGUGGGAUUUUUGCAUCAACGUGUCACCCUCCAGUGGUUCACCGUCUGACCGGGAACGCACCACGGAGAGCACAGGGAACCGCAGAUCCGUGCUGGCGUGUGUUGCGAUUCGCUGUGGACUUUGACCGGCAGUGACCGAGAGGGGAAACCCCACAGCGCCUGCAGCUGCCAGGCCGGGACUGAAACUCAUGCUGCCGCUUGACGAGGAGCUGUCCGUCCGCUGUGGUGCUGAACCGCAGGACUCGACCCUUCAACCGGUGACGUAGAGCCGAGACUCAUCCCAGACUCUCACAAGACUCAACUCAAAGUAAAAAAAUAAAUAAAAAAUAAAACAGCACAGGUUUAUUUAUUUUCACAUGUGUAUGGAUUUGAAGCAAGUAAACAAGACAGAAAACACGGAGCAGAAGUGAUGGCUGGACUCCCCCCCGCCCUCGGCGUCACUCCGGAGGUCUGAGCUCGCACCGGAACCCAGCGGAGCCUCCGUAGAUGAGGAGAGUGACAGAGGCUUUCGAUCAGUGAGGUGAAUGUUGAUGACACCAUUGAAAUGUUACCAAAAUCAAGAAGAGCUCUUACCAUUCAAGAGAUUGCUGCAUUAGCGCGAUCCUCCCUGCAUGGAAUCUCCCAGGUAGUGAAGGACCAUGUGACAAAGCCUACAGCGAUGGCGCAGGGCAGAGUAGCCCACCUGAUAGAGUGGAAAGGCUGGUGUAAGCCUAUAGACACUCCAGCAGCCCUCGAAUCAGACUUCAACUCUUACUCUGACCUCACCGAGGGAGAACAGGAGGCACGCUUCGCUGCUGGUGUGGCAGAGCAGUUCGCCAUCGCGGAGGCUAAGCUGAGAGCCUGGUCAUCUGUGGAUGGCGACGAGUCCAAUGAUGACUCAUAUGAUGAAGACUUUCUGCCUGCCAACGAGCCCACCACACAGAGCACAGAUGUGCCGUCGUACCCUCCGUACUUGAAGGACCUGAUCCACAGCCAGCUUUGCCAACACCUUGGCCUGCGGGGGCCCUGUUGCGAGAGCGGAGGCGGCAGCGGCGGAGAGGGAAGCGGCAGCGGCGGAGAGGGAAGCGGCAGCGGAGAGCCCUCCCCAACGGCAGGCUCCCCGGACACCCUGUGCUCCAGCCUCUGCAGCCUGGACGAGCACCACCCGCUGCUGCGUGACCUGGGCGGCCACCGCGGCACCCACUCCCACAGCAACGUCGCCGAGCUCGCCGCAAAGAUCCUGUCGGCGCUGCAGGGAGGGGAGGAGCUGUUGGCGCGACUUCAGAGGGCGGGGCAGAGCGGGCCCGGCGGCGGGGACUGCGUCUUCCACAGCCUGGGUGGAGGAGGGCGGGGCAUCAGGCCCUGCGGGGGUCAGGACUCUCCCUGCUACUCCAUGUCUUACUCUGAGACGUACCUGUCGCCGGGCGAGGACGACGACACCUCCUGCAAGGACUACGAGAACACCGUGUGCCAGGUGGAGGCGCAGGGGAAUGGGGUGGAGUACCCUCCUGCCUACGACCCGCGCAGGAGGGUCUCCGACGUGGCCUCCUCUGGGGUGGUGUCGCUGGAUGAGGAGGAUGAAGAGGAAGAGGAGGAGGAGGAGGAGAGGGCAGGAGCGCCAAACAACCAAUGACUCCUCUCUCUUCGCCUCAGUGUUUAAUUCCUCCGAGCUCUUCGGAGGGUUUUCUUUUUCUGCAUCAACUCCUCCAUGGCGUCUGAAAAGUUUGAACAUCUGCGCAUGUUUUAUUUUUUUUUAAACUUUUUUUCUUCCUCUGACUAAAAUGUAAAUCAUCCGUCUUUGCCUUACUUGCAGCAUUUCUUCCCCUCCUCUCCACCGUCGCUUCGUCCCCCUUCGAUGUACCAACUCUUUUUUUUUCCUUUGAAGGCGUCCAAACAAUCUUUUCUAUCGGCGUGAGAGCAGGAGUGUUGGACCCGCCACGGCGGUACAACGACUUACCCGAGGGUAUGACGCUCUCAGUUUUCGGCUCCGUCCCUACCUGUGAAAGUGACUCUAAAAAUAAAAAAAUAAAAAAAACGGACGCCACCGCCAAGGCAGACAGAAUGACUGAGUCCAAAACUCUGAUUUAUCUUUGCAUGUGUUUUGCAAGUGCUGAAAUCGAUGGGCUGACCCGGUCUUGAGCCCGGUUUGUAAUCUCAGCUGUUCUGUAUUACCCCCUCGCCCAUCUCCCACGGGAGGGCAGGUUGACACUGCAUCC